AUGGCGCUUGUAUCACUUUUACCGUAUAUCGAUAGUCGGAGUUCGGACCCAUGGUCGCCUUUGCAUCCGGGUUUAGAUAUGUCACAUUACGUAGAGCAGAUAUCUGCUGUAUUCGAAAACCCAAGUAUACAACAUAUUCCAGGUGGAGAUUCCAAAGCAAUAUGGGAUACCAGGACCACAUACGACUUCCCAAACAAUGUCAUCGACGAAAUGGAACUUUAUCCCAGGAAAAAGAGGAAGACUCCAAGGUCGGUCAAAAGUAUGGACCCUGAUUCGCCUACUUGCGCAGCCGACAAGACUUUCGAAAUGCUUCACAAGGCGGUUUGGACCGCCGCUCCGUCAGGCUUGCGAAGACGGAAGCAAGAUCCGUGGACAAGACCAAGGCCAUCUCUGGAAAGACAACAAGCCGAGGAUUUGAGGCAGGUUGGGCAGCUGUCAAUGGAAUUAUCUGAUGUCCCGUCAUUGACGGACUCCUCGAGUUUACCAAGCCUGCCAACUCUAACCGUUUCAACUCCGACGAGCACAAAUCUGGAUAACCUGGAACCGCACGUACUUGCUUCUGGAUACCAGGAUCUUGACACAAUCGAUCCGGUUGAGCGACUGGAUUCCUGGAUGGAGACGCUACAAACUGGUGUGGGCAGCCCUAUGGAACUCGAUCCACCGCCAAUAGUAUCACAGGGUCCCAUGGCGGCGCCCGAGCCCGAGCUGGGACCACCUAGAAGGUCGAAUACUCUUCCAGUAGAAAGGACCUUGAAGAAGCCAAAGAUUGUACGACAGAUUCGAAAAAGAGGUUCAUGGCCCGAUGGCAUAGUUGCGCUCAAAAGACCAGCUUUCCCAAGGAAGAAGCUACAGGAACUACAAACUACUACUACCCGUGAGGAAUUCAGGAAAUCUUUAACUGUAGCGGAAGUCGAGAAAAGAGCGAAGAGCAAACGAAUGCUAUCGCUUUUGCUACCCCUAGUGAAACCAAAGGAAGCAUUGCAGUUUUUUCCUUUGUUUACAAAGAGGGAGGUGAAGUUAUUAACAGAAAUACUGGAGGAGGAUAAGAAACUUGCUAUGAGGCUUGCGAGCGUUGGAGUUACCCUUCCUCUAAACCGGGAUGAGAUACUUGAGCUUGCGGCCUCGAAGAAGGAUGCAGACGAGGAAAGUAUUGGAAGUACCUCGACCGACGAUGGUGCCUCGAGCCGAUUAUCUACUGAGGUUGUUAGCAUCGCUUCGAGCCGCAUGGAUAUCUCGACUCCCUCAAACGGGGCGGAUGGGCCCUACAGAGACUUCCCUGCGGACCAUGACGUGGACAAGGAAAUCCAUAGACACCGCGAAAAACCUAGCCAUCUAUUGCCUAGCUCGACCGCGACGGAUCGAAACUGGACUAAGCUUGUCAAAGAACUAGAUCCCAGAUUUAGAUACAUCACAUGGUGCAAGGGUGUAUGGACACUGGAACUCGAAUCCUUCAAUCCCAUGGAUAUACCCCUGAUCCCACUCUAUAUCGCCAAUGCUCCCGUGAUCCUUUCCUAUGCUCGUCCAACUCCGCAAAUCAGUGGUCAGCGUCCACCAGAUCCACUUAGGGACCACCCUCUCCCUGUGGGUACUCUUCCAAACUUGUCCGACGAAAUCCUUUCUAUACUCUUCAAGACCUUCCCGAGGGCCACGAUGGCUUGUGUUUUCAUCAAUCAGCGUAUGAGCAUCGUGUACGACCAUGAUUUCGACCACGGUAUCGAACACAUGACCAAACCUGAAACAUUUGGAGGGUACCGUGUCAGCUUUAUGAGGAACAAGCAAACGUUCACUGCCACCUCAAGCCCGCUUCAGAGUGACCGUCUUCUCACCGGCAAGCGUGUCGAAGUCUGCCGUCCUGGUCACGAACAUGGUUGGACUAGUUGCUUGGGUGUCCGCCUCCGACGGAAGAAGCCUUCUACCGAUCCUAAAGAGCCAAACGACGCAAUAACGAUGACUACUCAUGCAUUCCUCACUGCGCUUCGCCUCCCUAGCCCGGAGAGCCCGACGGACGAAGAAUCAAUCGACUACCCAUCUCGGGCCUCAAACUCCAGCCGCUCAUCCGAAGUCACCAACGAGGAUUUCGCGUCCAUGAAGGUCAUUGACCGUACUAGGAAAGGUGCAUUUGGCCAGUAUUAUCACACAUACGAUAACCUCAAGAAGCUGCGCGGUAACAUUGAGGCUUCAAAAUUCUUACACGAUCUUUGCCUCAUCAAGUCUAUCGCAGACCCUCCGCAGGAACUUCCAGUCAUCUCCUUCCAACGGAAAAAGAAAAACGAAUUCAAGCGUAUGGAGUGGUGUACAUCGCCUGAAAUGCUAAGAGCAAGGAAGGGGAAGAUGUACCUUCUUAAUUCUUGGUUAGGCGCGGACUCGAAGAACCCUAAGGAUGGGAAUAUUGUCGCGGAAGGCUUGGUGAUUGGAGAGGCUUACCAGAAUAUCUCAAGAAAUCAAAAGGGGAUGUACAGCCGUAGCAUCUUGUGGAGACAAAACUUUACUUCGAAGCAAUGGCAGGUUGGACAAGUACGAGGGCUCAAAGAAAGAGCGUAUAGAGUAUGGAAUGGAGCUCCAGUAAGAAGACUACGCCUCGAGCAGCAUUUAGUCAUUCAAGAACAUGGCUACAGUGGAUCACCUCUAGCGGUUAAAGUCAGCGACAAACCUGGAAAAGAAUCCUAUGCCAUUUUUGGGUUUCAGAAUUAUGCCAUGAGGUGCUGGAGAGGGGACGAUGACGAUGGGUUCAAGAAAGCAGCGUUUGGCAGCAAUGGAGGAGGCGGCAGUGUCGUGAAUCAAGUUUUGAUGGAGGCUUUAGAUCAUGGUGCCUAUGAAUUUUUUGGUAGUUACAAGUUACCUAAGAAGGUGACUGAAGAUUGGGAUAUCGUGUACGAUGUUGAGGAGAAAAGCCCCGGAGAAGUUAUGGACGUCAAGGGAAAGAAGAGUGAGGCGAGUAGUGUAUCAAGUGAAGUGAGAGCGGUUGAGAGUGAUGAUGGUGAACACGUCCGAAGGUCAAGUAGGAGAAUCACCAUCGAGACGAUAAAGCGACGGGGCAGGAGGCUUCCUAGUCCCGCAAGUAGUUCUUGUGUUAUUGUGUAG
Molecule: messenger RNA, 3081 nt
Organism: Orbilia oligospora ATCC 24927
Lineage: Eukaryota; Fungi; Ascomycota; Orbiliomycetes; Orbiliales; Orbiliaceae
Exons: 2
Coding region: 1-3081 (1026 amino acids)
Source: RefSeq, a predicted model, not a curated record